CAGCAGCGAACGUGGAGCAAGUUGGUUGUGUCGCGCUUCGUUUCGGUAUCUCUCUCUGCUUCUGGUUCAAUUUCGUGUUUUGCUUGGCUCUUGUGCAGCCAGUCUGCUUCAAUACGCAAAAAAAAACAGUCUAAAGCUUUGCGACCCAUAAAACUAACGACAACAUAAAACGUGCUGUAAACAAAAACAACAAAAAGAAAAACAACAACAACAAUAUAAACACAAAAAAACUUAAAAAAAAAAAGGCUUAGCAACUGCAAAAACGACUUACGAAUUUUCACAACUUUAUGUUUGUAACGGAUUUUUGAGGCACUUUGCAAAAAAAAACAAAAUUUUUUUUUGAUUGCCGUUUUUUGCUUUGCUACCCGUUUUGGAGAUUUUGGUAGCGAAGCUCCAUUUUAUGCGCUGCUUGGAAAAGGCUCUGCAAAAUCGCAUCACACUUAAAUCGGUCAGUCGCAAAUCAAUUAAGGGCUAACAACAACAACAACAUCAACAGCAGCAGCAACAACAACAACAGCAAGAGAAGCAACAGUAGCAGCGAAAACAACAGAGCAACAACCCAUAGUAUGCGUCUCUUUAAAACGCGCAAAUCUACGGACACAUACAGCACUUUAAGCGCCGCUCAGCAACAGCAACAUUUGAGCAACAACAGCAACACUUGCCCUAGCGGCAGCAGCAGCAGCAAGCCAAACAACAGCAGCAGCAACAAAACUCACGCCUUGGCAACAUGCAGCAACAGAUUCAGCAAAAGCAUUGCCAGCAGCAUAGCCAUAUCCUCAUCCUUGCCUGAUCUGCACGAUAACUCGCCCGUCAUGAUACUAAGCUGCACAACCCUAACAAGCAAUGGCGCCGCCACAGCAACAGCGACAGCAGCAGCAGCAACUGGCAAUAAUGGGCAGCCGUUACGCACAGCCACGCCCACAUGUCUGCUAAGUGGACGCCAGACGCCGUCAGGGCUAUCGGUGCUCUCGUUGCAGGAGGCCAACACUUUGCACAAGCAACAGCACCAGCAGCAACAACAACCAACCAUUUAUGUGCCCAAUAAGCUGAGCAACAAUGUCAACAAUGCCAGCGCAACAAACUAUCUGCUCAGCUACGCCAACAGCAGCAGCGGCAGCGUCCAGCAACAACAUCAACAGCAUCAACAGCAGCACUAUCAGCAAUAUGUGGCACAGCGUCUUCACCCCGCUGCUAGCUCAGCCUCCAAUAGCUGCUUGUAUGAGAAGUCAAAUUUGAACGGAUCGGGAGGAUGUCAUGGCAGCAGCAUCUCGCUGGCGUCAAAUGGUCAUAUGCCCGACUACAAACUGGUUACGGCCGUGCCCGUUGUUGUCCUGGACGAUGAACAAAAAUUGGCCACUGCACCAGCAGCGGCUGAGACGAACAGCGACAUUGGCACCGGAAGCGCCUCAUCCUUGGCAAGCACCACACGCAAUGUGUUCACGUGGGGCAAGCGCAUGAGUCGCAAACUGGAUUUGCUAAAGCGCAGCGAGUCCCCUGCCGCCAACACACACAAGUCGCACACGGAUCUGCGCAGUUUGUUUCACUCGCCAACGCACAAGGCUAACAAUGCGAAGCCGUCAGCAACGCCUACUGGAGCUUAUCAGGGCAGUACGCUUAAAAAGUGCAAGUCGGGACCCAUUGAAACGAUCAAGCAGCGUCACCAACAGCAGCAGCAGCAGCAGCAGCAGUUCCAGCUGCAAUCGCCACAGGAUGCGGCAAGCAGGGGCAGCCAGAGCGCUCAGUCAACGCCGACGCAUCAGUACCAGCCAGCAACACGGCCACAAAAGGCGCUGAAGAAUUUCUUUCAUCGCAUUGGCUCCACGGGCAUGCUGAAUCAUCGCUCGCACAAUCUGCUAAAGGCCUCCGAAGCGUCGCAGCAGGCAGCUCCAACCAGCCAAACGCUGUAUCGCAGCAGCUCGACCAGCCAGUUGUCCAGCUGCUCGUACAUCAAGUGCGACGAUCCCACCGAGGGUCUGAAUCUGCACAGCCAGCAGCAGCGGCAACAUUUACAGCAGCAGCAGCAGCACUCGCCACGCAUAUCAAGCCUCAAGUCCAGCAGUUGCGAUGACAUUGCCAAGGUGAGCAGCUGCCUGACCGCCAGCAGCAGCAAUGGAAGUGCUGCCGGCGACAAUGUGGGCUCCCUUCCCCCCCUUCAAGGUGGGGGCGGAAGUAACCCGGCCAGCAGCGGCGGUCAGCAGGAUGCCACCCGUCGUGGCGCCUUUCCUUAUGCCUUUUUGCGUUCACGACUCUCGGUGCUUCCCGAGGAGAACGGUGGCUCUGUGCUGCUAAAGCAUCAGCAACAACAACGCGAGCAAUUGCAGCGGGAAGCGGCCGUGAAUCAGAAUGCAUCGACCACGUCGCAGACACAAUCUCCGCUGCCUCAGCGCCACUCGCCGGAGCAACAGCUGGUGAAUGUGUCUCGCAAUGACAGCAUCUCAUCCAAGGACUGGGAACCACUUUACCAAAGAUUAAGUAGUUGUCUGAGUUCAAAUGAGUCGGGCUAUGACAGCGAUGGCGGCGGCGGCGGGGGCGGGGGCGGAGGCACAGCCGGUGCCCGCCUGGGCAAUAAUCUUAGCAUCUCCGCCGGAGAUACAGAAUCUAUUGCCUCAGGCACACUAAAGCGCAACUCGCUCAUCUCGCUCAGCUCCUCUGAGGGCGUCGGAAUGGGCCUAGGCUUGGGCUCGUGCUCGGGCUCCUCUUUGCGCAAUAGCAUUUGCAGUGCACCCGUCUCACUGGGCGGCUACAACUAUGACUACGAAACGGAGACAAUCAGGCGGCGCUUCCGCCAGCUGAAGUUGGAACGAAAAUGUCAAGAGGACUACAUUGGGCUGGUUCUGUCCCCCAAAAUGGUCGUCACCAACAACAAUGAGCAGCAGUAUCGAUAUCUGAUUGUUGAGCUGGAGCCAUACGGCAUGGCACAAAAGGAUGGUCGUCUGCGGCUGGGCGAUGAGAUUGUUAAUGUAAAUGGCAAGCAUUUGCGUGGCAUUCAGUCGUUUGGCGAGGUGCAACGUUUGCUCAGCUGCUUUGUGGAGAACUGCAUUGAUCUGGUCAUAGCGCACGAUGAGAUUGCCACUGUCACAGAUUUCUAUACCAAAAUACGCAUUGAUGGAAUGAGCACCCAGCGCCAACGGCUCAGCUAUGCACAACGCACGGACAGCCUGAACAGUUUGCAAAGCCUGCAGCUGCAAGUGGAACAGGAGCAGGACCGUGAACGAAAUGCGGCUGGACUGGAGGAGUGCGAGGAUCAGUGCGAUGCACGUUCCCUGGCCAGCGUCAGUACCCUGCCUUCGCCAAUGCCGUUGAUGCAGCAUCGUCGCAGCUCCACGCCGCGCCACUCGCUCGACGUGAGCGCGCCAGAGCAUGAACUGUUACGGCGCAGAGCGCGCAGCUCUUCAGGUCAGCGCAGCUUGGCUCUAACACCAACACCGCUCUUUAACAACCAAUCAAACAAUGACACCUCCUUCUCGACCUCUGUUAACACCAAUAACAAUAACGACUCGUACACUCCGGUGUAUGCAAAUCGAGCGGCCAGUGUCUGUGUGGGCUCUUCGCUGGCGGACGAUGAGAAAUGGCGGCUACUGGCACGAAAGCGCUGCUCGGAAGGGGCUGCACUGUCCUCCGAGACAGGCAUUGGUGGCCAGCAGUUCGGCCAGCGAAUGCAUUAUGCCCGCAAUUCCAUCAAUCUAACCAAUUCGCAUUAUCGCUCGCUGAGAUUCGCACAUUCGCGACUCAGUUCGUCGCGACUUAGCUUGUUCAUGCAGACGGCGCCGGCGACAGCAUCUAACAAUCUACCUGAUGGCAAUACAACAACCACAGAUACCCCAACAGCAACUGAUCUCACUAAUAAUACGCAACACCAGCAACAAAAACAACAACAACAACAACAACAGCAAUCACCACAGCACCAUUCAUUGUACAUCAAGCACUCGCCAAAAAACAUUUCAUUGUUUGCGCCUAAUCCGUUUCUUAAUUCCUGCUCCACUGCACCAUCCUCCUCAUCAUCAUCAGCAGCAGCAUCUGUAACAGCCUCAUUGGCACCUCCCGCCGCAUCACUAAUGCACCAUCGUCCAUCGCUGCCAGUGGCCAAGCUAACGAUACGCGACGAGGAAAUGGCUGAGGUCAUACGCGCCUCAAUGAGUGAGGGCAAUGGACGCUGCACGCAGAAGACAAUUACGUUUUUCAAAGGACCUGGCCUGAAGUCCUUGGGUUUCAGCAUUGUGGGCGGCCGCGACUCGCCCAAGGGCAACAUGGGAAUCUUUGUGAAAACAGUUUUCCCCUCGGGACAAGCCGCAGAUGAUGGCACGCUGCAAGCUGGCGAUGAGAUUGUGGAAAUCAAUGGCCACUCCGUGCAGGGCAUGAGUCAUGCCGAAACUAUUGGACUUUUCAAAAAUGUGCGCGAGGGCACAAUUGUGCUUAAAAUCUUAAGACGAAAACUACAAAAGGCAAAGUCAAUGGGCACAUAAGGGAAGCAUUGGAGCAAAUAUAUAUAUAUAUACUCUACAUACAUAUCGACUAUAAUUGUUAGCACUAUUGUUAAUAUCUGAACAAUAACACAUAAUUCGUUUGAACGUGUUAAAUGUACAUAGAACACUUGAAUUUAGUAAUAGUUAUGCUCUGGCACCCUGCAUAUAUGUACCUUUACUAGCAUACAUACUAUAUAUGUAUCACUAAAUAUAACUCAUUCAAAACUAGGCUAUUUGCAUGCUAUAAUGAUGUAAUUUAAUAAAUUAACCAUUUUAAAUUAGUUAGAUAAUCUAAGCUAAUCUUCCAAACGUUGUACAAUUUUUUGAAAAUUAAAAUGCCUACCGUAAAAUGAGUACCUAUAUAUACAGACUUCAAAUUA
Drosophila montana is the source of this 4843-nucleotide messenger RNA. RefSeq names its product arc (gene a). Gene Ontology annotation, molecular function: protein binding. The transcript has 10 exons. Lineage: Eukaryota; Metazoa; Arthropoda; Insecta; Diptera; Drosophilidae. The coding region runs from base 567 to 4463 and encodes 1298 amino acids. The record is from RefSeq and is a predicted model, not a curated record.